AACCCGAAUAAACCGGAGAAGCUCCAGCUCCUACCGGACUCUACCCGUUUCUGCCGGACUCUACCGGACUCUACCGGACUGUGGACCCGCUGCGGCUCGUAGCAGGAGCAGCUGCAGGCGGAGGAUCAAGCUGUAGAUGAGACUCACCUCCCACUGACCAUCUGGAGGAAGUUCAUCAUUUAGCCAGCACUUCCUCCAGCCCAGUGCACCAUGGGAUCUGCAGUCUUCUUCGUGCUCCUCCUCUUCCUUGUGACAUCAUCAGUGUGUGCUGGGCUGGGCGUGGCCAGCCAAGGUGGCGCUGUGCUGUGCCCUCUGCAGUGUGUGUGUGAGACGCGGCCAUGGUACACGCCACAGUCUGUGUAUCACCAGGCCAAGACAGUGGACUGUAAUGAACUCCAUCUGCAGAGAGUACCAGCCAACAUCUCAUCUGACACACAGGUGCUGCUGCUGCAAAGUAACAACAUCUCAUCCAUCACUACUGAACUACAGAGCCUGACCAACCUGACAGAGCUGGACCUGUCACAGAAUCACUUCACCCAGGUGAGCUCUAUGGGUCUGUCCUCUCUGGGCCGGCUAGUCACUCUGUACCUGGAGGAGAAUCACAUCGAGGAGUUGGAGGACUUCAGUCUGAGGAACCUGUCCAGUCUGGAGGAGCUCUACAUCAACCACAACCACAUCUCCUCCAUCGGACCAAAAGCCUUCGCCGGCCUCACCAACCUGCUGCGGCUCCACCUGAACUCCAACCGGCUGGUGGCGAUCGACAGCCGCUGGUUCGAGUCCCUGCCAUCCCUGGAGAUCCUGAUGAUCGGGGAGAACCCCAUCCUGGGUCUGGAGGAGAAGAACUUCCUGCCCCUAUCCCGCCUGCACAGCCUGGUGCUGGCUGGAAUGGGACUGGCCUCCGUCCCCUCCGCUGCCUUCCUGGGCCUGGACUACCUGGAGAGCCUCUCCUUCUACGACAACCGGCUCAGGUCUGUGCCCCGGGAUGCCCUGAGUGUACUCCCUAACCUGAAGUUCCUGGACCUGAACAGGAACCCAAUCAGCAGAGUCCAGCAGGGAGAUUUCCAGAACCUCCAGCACUUGGAGGAGCUCAGCCUGAACAACAUGGAGGAGCUGCUGAUGGUGGAGCGAGCUGCUUUCCAGAACCUUCCUGAAAUUGCCAAACUGGAGAUCUGCAACAACCCACGGCUGUCGUACAUUGACCCUCAGGCCUUCAGUAACCUGUCCUCCCUCCGGACUCUCCUUCUCCAUAAUAACCAGCUUAGCCUCCUCUCUGGAGACCUCCUCUCCUCCCUCCCAUCCCUGGAGGAGGUGUCUCUUCACUCAAACCCCCUGCGAUGUGACUGUCUCUCCUCCUGGGGGCCUCACCUCGGAAACCAAUCACAUCUCAAGCUUCUGGAGUCAUCUGUCACUCUCUGCUCCUCCCCACCUCACCUCAUUGGUCGGGAGCUGCAGGAGGUGGUGGCGGUCGGGUGGGGUGCAGCCGGCGGGGGCGGGGCCAACAGCUGCCUGCCUCACAUCUCACCUCACUCCUUCCCAACGGCCAUGAAUGUCAGCGCUGGGCAGCCAAUUACACUAGAGUGCUGGGCAGAUGCUGACCCCGCCCCCCAGUUCUACUGGGUAACGCCCACUGGAGACAAGGUGAGCUCUGAGGCAGUGGCUGCACCAAUCAUAUCAGAGGUGGGGCGUGGCCUGACCAGGAAGAAGAAGAAGCAUCGUGUGUCGGACCCCGGAGCGUUGGUGAUCGAACACGCCGAGCCGUCAGACACAGGUGUGUAUACCUGUGUAGCGUGGAACAUGGAGGGAGCAGACACGAAGAGCGUCUCAGUGUUUGUGGACUCUCUGGGGUUUGUGGGCUGGUGGUUGGACGGGGAGACCCGGUGGGAUGGAGAGUCCAGCAGAGAGCAGCCCUGGCUGGGGAGCUCGUCCAGCCCUGAAGCCUCUCUUGUGGUUCUGGCUAAGGUGGUUCACGCCCAGUCGGUGGUGUUGGAGUGGAAGUUGUAUCCCAGUGGAGGAACUUCGUCUGUGGGUCAGAGCCAGCAGGACACCCCCCUCCCUCUGCCCCGGUGGACCAGCGCCACUGUGCACAUAGACAACCCUCAGAUCAGCUACACUGCCAAAGUCCCAGUCGAUGUUCAGGAGUAUAAUCUGACUCACCUACUUCCUGCCACAGAGUACCACGUCUGCCUCACCGUCUCCUCCUCGCCUCCCUCCGUCACCCCUCCCUCGUCCCCUCCCAGCUCCUCCCCCACCCCCACCUCUUCUUCCUCCUUCCCUUACUCCCCCUCCGCUCCUGUCCACACCUCCUGCCUGAACAUCACCACUAAGGAGGCGGGCUUCUCUGUGGAGCUGGUGGCAUCACGUCGCAGCAGUGUGGCGUUGGCGGCCGUUAUGGGCUCCAUGUUUGCUCUGUCCAUCAUGGCUCUGCUGGUGGUCUACAUGGGCCGUCGUGUGCAGCAGCACAAAUCCUGCGGCCACUCACUGAAGAAGUACAUGCAACACGCCACGUCCAUCCCACUGAAUGAGCUGUACCCACCACUCAUCACACUGUGGGAGAGUGAGGCCGAGAAAGACAAGGACGACAAAGAGGAGGAAGAGGAGAGGCAAAAGCUCAAUGUUGGCGAGUCUCAGCAGGUUUUUUGA
Messenger RNA from Seriola dumerili (greater amberjack), 2640 nucleotides. RefSeq names its product leucine-rich repeat neuronal protein 1-like. The transcript is spliced from 14 exons. Gene Ontology annotation, molecular function: protein binding. Bases 211 to 2640 code for a protein of 809 amino acids. Lineage: Eukaryota; Metazoa; Chordata; Actinopteri; Carangiformes; Carangidae. The record is from RefSeq and is a predicted model, not a curated record.